AUGACCAUAAAAGGAAAAAUGCUUGGUUUGACAGCUAAGUUUCUAAUGAACAAAGCUCAAUAUUUUGCUAGAAUGAGGAGUGUGGAUAUGUUUGAGGCUGUUUUUGCUCUACUUAUCUAUGGAUUGUUCCUCUUUCCUAGUUUUGAUGACUUCGUUUCCAUGGAUGUCAUCAAGAUCUUCUUAAUAGGAAAUCCAGUUCCUACUUUGCUUGUUGAUGCCUAUCAUUCUGUUCAUAUGAAUAUUGUUUGGUAUAGUCGUGACUAUGAUGGAGUUAGUAUCAUUGAUAGUUGUGGAGGAUUUUCUAAUGUACCUCUUCUUGGUACAAAAGGAGGCAUCAGUUAUAACCCAAUCCUAGCUCUUUAUCAACUCGGUUAUCCAAUGAGAGAUAAGCCAAAGAAUAUUCACUUGGAAGGUUUGUUCUUUAAGGAAUGUGAAGAUUGCAAAGCGCUCAAAGAGAAGAUUGUGCACGCUUGGCACCAUGUUCAUAAUCUAGAAAAGAAAGUUUUUGGGAAGACAAAUUGUGUCUCUUUAGAACCUUACCUUAAAUGGGUGCAAGAUAGGGCCAUCAGCUUGAAAAUUCCUUAUCCUCGCCAAGAGCCUUUGCCUUUAGCUGACAAAGAACCUACUUAUAUCUUCAUGACUGAUGCAGAGAAGUUGAAGAUUGCUUUGACCAAAGUGCAGCGAGAAAGGGACGCUUUGAAGGACAAGUAUCAAAUCAUCAACAAUGAGGAUGAAUAA
Messenger RNA from Lathyrus oleraceus (garden pea), 738 nucleotides. RefSeq lists its product as uncharacterized. The coding region runs from base 1 to 738 and encodes 245 amino acids. The record is from RefSeq and is a predicted model, not a curated record. NCBI's taxonomy places the organism in Eukaryota, Viridiplantae, Streptophyta, Magnoliopsida, Fabales, Fabaceae. The transcript is spliced from 2 exons.